AUGAAGGCUGCUCAAGACCGUCAGAAGUCGUAUGCGGAUUUAGGUCGAAAGCAAGCAGAAUUCCAAGUCGGAGAAAAGGUUCUUUUGAGAGUAUCGCUGACUAAGGGAGUCAUGCGGUUUGGCAAGAAGGGUAAGCUAAGUCCAAGGUUUAUUGGCCCUUACGUGAUUUUGGAUAAAAUUGGACAAGUAGCUUACCGAUUGGCUUUGCCUGUGGAGCUAGACAAGGUGCAUGAUGUCUUCCACAUUUCUCAGUUGAAAAAGUAUGUUCACGAUGCCUCGCACAUGAUUAACCCAGAGAAUGAUAAGAAAUCUGUUAAUGAAAAGAUGGUAGAGUUGGAUGAAACUCUUUCGUACGAAGAGACCCCGGUGAAAAUAUUGGACUUUAAGACCCGGGAUACCCGGAGGAAAUCAAUAAGGCUGGUAAAGGUGUUGUGGUCCAACCACUUAGCCGAGGAGGCUACGUGGGAAGUGGAAGAAGAUAUGAGGAGUCUGGACCCGGCUUUGUUUGAUUCAGUUUAA
Molecule: messenger RNA, 519 nt
Organism: Ipomoea triloba (trilobed morning glory)
Lineage: Eukaryota; Viridiplantae; Streptophyta; Magnoliopsida; Solanales; Convolvulaceae
Exons: 4
Coding region: 1-519 (172 amino acids)
Source: RefSeq, a predicted model, not a curated record